Messenger RNA from Physella acuta, 1088 nucleotides. Its product is annotated as low-density lipoprotein receptor-related protein 8. The record is from RefSeq and is a predicted model, not a curated record. Gene Ontology annotation, cellular component: apical plasma membrane; plasma membrane; signaling receptor complex. NCBI's taxonomy places the organism in Eukaryota, Metazoa, Mollusca, Gastropoda, Physidae. Gene Ontology annotation, molecular function: protein binding; hormone binding. Gene Ontology annotation, biological process: receptor-mediated endocytosis.
CGUCAAACAUAUUUCGUAGAUUGACAAAAGAUUAUCGUCAAACAUAUAUCUAACAUUCACAAACGGAAGCAAAUUUAACUGGAAUGUCUGUGAAACUAUUAGCCAUAACCUUGCUGGUGUUUGUUGUGUACAUUAAUACUGACGCCAAAGGCAUCAUAGAAUGGCCGGAGAACUGUAACGAAGAUUACUUCAUGUGCCCCAAUGGCGGGUGCUUCCCGAAUCUUUUUAGAUGUAACUCACUAAAUGAUUGUGGAGAUAAUAGCGAUGAAGAAGACUGUCCCCCUGACUGUGGGCACGAGAACGCUUUCAGAUGCACCAACGGCCAGUGUAUCCCAUCUUUCUAUGUAUGUGAUGGCCGACCACAUUGUUACGACACAAGCGAUGAAGACUGUGCACGUGACUGUAAGCAACCGAGACAGUUCAAGUGCGCCAAUGGCAACUGUAUCUCAAGACGUAGACUCUGUGAUUCUGACGAUGAUUGUGAAGACCAAAGCGAUGAAGAUUAUGAUAUGUGCAGGUUUUAUUAUUAGGAUGGUGAUGACGAAGAUGACGUUGGCAAUGAUGAAGAUCAUAAGACGUAUGAGAGACAGCAUACUAUGUAUAUGCUGCAUCUUUAGUCAAAACCAGAAUAAUGUGUGUUUUUGUUCCAAUGUAUAUCUUACUGUCCGAUAAUUAACGUGUGUUUUUCCAAAAUAUUUUGUGCUUUUGUUUUAUGACUUGUUUUAUUUUAAGUCGUAAUUUUAUAUUUAAAUGUUAGAUGUUUUUUUUAUUAUAAAUUGAAGAGAUCCAAUAAAAGCAAUAAUCAUUCCCAGACAAUCUAAUAAAUCCGACUUAUAAUCUUAGUUAUCGAACUCACAGGAAAAGAAAAGAGCAUUGCCAUAUGUUUGAAUUUCACCAAUAGCAAAUCUAACAGCGGCUGGAACUAUAUUAGUCACUCCACUGACUGUUAUUUCCUUCUUAGGACGGGAUUUCCUCUAACACAUUAAGUUAUUUCUUGACAUCAAGGCUCGUUGACUACGACCACAUCCUGCUUUUCUUUCUAGAUUUGCUUCCAUUGCUUUUCAUCAUCCGAGAACAAACAUCAAUAA